Messenger RNA from Gryllus bimaculatus (two-spotted cricket), 2777 nucleotides. NCBI's taxonomy places the organism in Eukaryota, Metazoa, Arthropoda, Insecta, Orthoptera, Gryllidae. The record is from the annotation of a GenBank genome assembly.
GGGGUUGGAGGCUUGAAAUUGUACCGCGCGCAUUUUGUAUAACAAUUUACAUUGUUCCUGUUUUUAUCACAAUCUAAUUAUAUGUUAAACUAAGUUUCUAUGCCACUGUGUAUAAGCAGAGCAGGUGAACUAAGCUGAUCUCCACAACUAUUUACUCUAUACUCUGUGCGCAGGAAAGCUGAAUGCGAAAUGAGAUUGAUGUUAGCGUGUCUGUAAAGUGAAGUUGAGGUUAUCGAAAUCAGGUCGUAUGAUGAGUAGAAGUGAAGACAUCAAGCCACAGAGGGACACAAUUUUGACUUAAUGGGUCUAAUUAGUCGUAGUUGUUGGGGAUUAUGUGGUGCAUUAUUGAAGAGAGAAAAACUAAAUAAGAUAAUUGCCCCCCAAUCAUUCAGCGUUUUCACCUUACCUCGAAUCUUCGCAUCGCAAAACUUUUCAGGCGAUUCUGAUGCUAACGAUGUUGAUAAUGUGGUAUGUAGGCGUGCGGCAAAGGAUACUCUUUUUAAUUGCUUAAGUGGAAUUUUUGAGUGUACACAAGACGAAAUAAAAAGUAUGUUAAAGAAAUCUCCGUCUCUAGUCAACAUGUAUCGAGAUAACAUAGUUAGGAAUGCGAAGUAUUUAAAAGACAGUGGUUUGAUGAAAAGUAAUUUAGUAGCUCAUCCAUGGGUACUGGAAUAUAAUUCACAACUUUUCCCGUCAGCACUCAAGCUUCUAAAACUAUUUCAUCAUGAUGUGAAUGUUAAUCUUCCAUUUCUGGUUAUUCCUUACAAAAAACUUUUCCAUAUGGCAAAAAGAAGAGAAUUAAAUAAUGUCGUAAGUGAAAAAAGUACAAUUGAGUGGUUGAGCGACUUACUGGAGUGUGAUGAAAAAGUUCUGAGCAACACUUUAUUAAAACAUUAUUAUAUACUUGGGAUGCCUCAAGAACGAAUUGUGUACAUUUUAAAUAUUUUGAAAGAGGGAGGAGUACCUCUAGAAAGCAUUGUGAAGGACCUUUGCAUUUUCCAACAUAAUUCUGAUGUGAUGAAGCGACGCUUGGCAGAAGCCCAAGAGAGGGGUAUAGGCUCCUUGAAGCCUUGGAGCCUCCGCUGUUCUGAGAGCACUUUCCAGAGGACAAUUGAGAGAAGAGCGAAAGCAAGAGAGUUCCUGGGUGAUCAUAAAUCUGUAAAAGACUAUCUUGCUACAAGACUUCAGUGUGAUGAAAAAAUUCUGACACAUAUUUUCAGAAAAAUUCCUCAGAUGAAACACAUAACUGUGCUGAAAGUCAAGGAACUUCUAGAUUUUUUGUAUGAUGUGGGUUACUCACCGGAAGAGGUGUGUUGCACACCUAGAAUUUUGACAAGGAGUUUGAGGACAGUUAAGGCACGUGUGGUAGAAUUGGAAUUACUGGGUAUUACACAUCCAACUCUUUUAGUCUUAUGUAAGACAACCAAAGAGUACCAAGACCUAAUAAGAAAACUGAAACAUAGUCAAUGAGUUGUUUGUUAACUGUCUAACCGAGUGUUUGCGUUUUUUUUCUUCUGCAUUUCUGAUCAUUCUCAAGCUUUUCAUUUGUUGUACAUCAACCAUGUGAAUGUAGUAAAGAUCUUAUGUGUAGAACAAGAUUGUUCUUAUCAACAAAAUUAUUGCCAAAAAAAUUAUCACUGGUUUUUGGGUGCAUACUUUAAAAAAAAAUUAAAUAUUCAGCAAUUUCCUGAUGCAUAUUACAAUGUAAUAUUCCUUUUUACAGUUGUGUAAUCAGAUACAUUGAGAAUAUCACUUUUUAUUUGUUUGAAAUUUCAAUAUAGAUUAACACAGUAAUGAAACCAGAUGUAAUACUAUCAAUUUCAAACACAGCAUUUUGCUAGAUUCUCUCCCACUUAUUCGGGAAGAUUGAUAGUAUUGACAGAAAGACAUCAAUGUUGUUUGCUUCUUGUUAGUGAAUUAAGAUUAUUAAAAGUAAUAACAGAAUUUUCAAACCAGUUACACAGAUGUUAAAAAUGACAUCAUGAAAAGGAAUCAUCUGGAAAUGCUAUGUGUGGUCAAGACAUUUGUUGCACAGUCAUGAACUGACUGCUGUUUCACAAUUAAUUUUUCCUCUACUGCUAUUCUUAAAAAUCAUUUUAGUUAGCAUACAUGCAUUUCUUUUAUCUGAAAUUAGCAGAAUAACAACAGUGGGUCUUUCCCUCGUGUGUGUGUGUGUAGAGUUACAAAAGUAAUUUUUUCAUUUAUUAGUUUAAAUCAGUGAUAGCAAAAGUAUUACGUGUGUCUUUGAUAAAUUAAUUUGUAUGUUCUGAAAAAAUACUCUACUUUUAUUGUAUUCCAUAAAAUGGUGAUAAAUGUCUUGGACAUUACAAAAUUGUUAAAACUUUUAUUAACAUAUUUUAUAAAUGUUUUAAACAAUGCUCUUUUGUACCGUGAUUAUUACCGUACCACAAUUAUUAUUUACUACAUGCAAAAUUUUGGAAAUUAAAUAAUGUUUGUUAAAUAGCUGUGUAUAUGUCUGUUCUUUAAGAACACAAUAUCUACACUGAAGUUGAUAGAAGAGUCUCUAUGAACACUUUUACUUUCUCCAGCAUUUAAUACAGAGAAAGUAUAUCACACAUGUAAAAAAUAUAUCUUUGGAUUUUUGACAAAAUUAGUUGGUUUAGUAACCCCCAAUACAGAUUUUAUUUUCUUACAAAUGUUGAUAUUUUCAUCAUCUGUGAUCGUGCUUGUUGACUUUCAUCUCCUUCUCUCUCACUCAUUGAUCUACAAAAAGUGUCCGAUUAGUUUCAGAGAUAUGCCAAGAGCAAAACUAAGUG